Molecule: messenger RNA, 2722 nt
Organism: Spizellomyces punctatus DAOM BR117
Lineage: Eukaryota; Fungi; Chytridiomycota; Chytridiomycetes; Spizellomycetales; Spizellomycetaceae
Exons: 7
Coding region: 632-1636 (334 amino acids)
Biological process (GO): regulation of DNA-templated transcription
Molecular function (GO): sequence-specific DNA binding; DNA-binding transcription factor activity
Source: RefSeq, a predicted model, not a curated record
GGAGAUGCCGUGCGCAGCAAGAGUGUGACGUUUUAGAGGGGACCGAGUUUUGGUUGCAAGGCGGUGUGUGUGGUGGGUGGCAGAUGGCAGAUGGAUGAAUGUUGUUGUUUGCCCCCAUUGUCCUUCUUCCGCGUGCGUUAUUGGCAAAAAAAAACUAUUUUUUUUUUCUUUUGCUCUCCUCGUUGCUGCCGAUUGUCUUUUGGCCUUUUACCCCUCGAUUGUUUGUUCGAGUGUGUAUUUUAUGAAAACUCGCGAUCGUUCGGGAUUUCGACCUUUAUCCUCUCUCGCCUUGCUCCAUCCACGGCUCGCUCGCGCGUCUCUUACGCCAAACGCAUCUUUUUGAACGCGACUUUUUCUUGUCGGGUGUGUCAUUAACGGGCUUUGGUGCUUUUACGCCGUGUCGGAUCCUUACCGCUUCCGUGUCGGAUCGCGUGUGCCAACCCGACGAACAAGACACUCUUCAUUCUAACAACACCGCCGCCGUAUUCUCCCCGACUGCGCCCUUUGCUUUUGGAAGGGCUAACGUGUUCGAUUUCACGUUGCUCUCGUCGUUGCUCGUUCUCGUUGUCGUCGUCAUCGUCGCCGUUGUCGUUCCUUUUUACAAUUCUUCUGGAUCUCGGCCGAGCAAAACAUGCUCUACUCGGGAGAGCACCACGGCGAGCACACCCCGCCGAACGCGUCCCACGGACGCCCAGACUCGGGUCUGGGCGAUCUGGCUCUCCCAACUCUUCCGACUGCCGUCGAAUCGGACGCCACCAGUAUCCACUAUCGUCCGGAACGGAGCAUUACGCCUCCAUCAGCCCUUGAGAGACGCGGGAGUGUCGACGGGGACCACGUUGCGUCAUUUGUAGCAAAGCUUUAUAGUCUGCUAGAGGAUCCGGAUCAUCGUCGCUUCGUUGAAUGGAACGAGGCCGGUGACGUUUUUGUUGUUUUCCACACCGAUGAGUUUGCAGAAACGGUCCUACCAAAGUACUUUAAACACAGCAAAUUCCCAUCCUUUGUACGGCAGUUGAAUAUUUACGGAUUUUAUAGAGUCUCUGAUGCCCGCAAAUCCCCUCAUGUUCGCAGCAAGGAAGCUUGCGUCUUUUCCCAUCGCUAUUUCCUUCGCGGUCGCAAGGACCUUUUACCAGCGAUUCGUCGCAAAGUUCCAAAAAAGCUACCAAAGUCACAAGACGAUAGUGGAAACGAAAGUAACGGCCCACCUCGUGCCGUCGUUCCCAAGAAAACCAAAAUAGCCAGAAUCAUAAACAAGCCCCCACCGCUCACUGGUAUCGGAAAGAUGCAGCGGGCGCCACCGCAAAAGGAGGAUGUCAUGAAACUUGUUCAAGCGUAUGGCGAUAUUCAUACCGACAUGAAGCGAUUAGAUGAUUAUGUCGAGACAAGCAUUUGGCCGACAAUAGAAGGAUUCAAGGAGUCAAUGCAAAUGCAUGGACAUAAUGUUACCACUGUGCAGGAUUAUAUGCAUGCCAUUCCCUAUCCUGAAGUCGAAAAAGUACAAAAGGCACACAAACGCAAAAGAAAGAGCGAGAUCAGCCCAGUCGCUGAAGAUCUUAUCAGCAAACAGAGCCGGUUCGCUCCCACCCUCCGCAGAUGGGAAGGCCCGAAGCUCACACAUCUGAAUCUACACCACUCGUAAAGUCCUCUCCACUCAUCAUGAGGGAACCAACACCAGUGGCCGAACCUUUUUACAUUCCAAGUCCUGUCGACCUGCUACCCCGUGGAGUCCACAACGACGACAGUCUCCCAAAAUUAAGUCAAAAUGAAAUUGAAAACCUGACGGAACGAUACGAUAUGGACCCGUCUUCGUUUCCAGAGGCCACCACGUACGAGCCCAAUAGGUACUCACCCGGUCGAACGCCCGAGAGUCUAAGGGAUACAAGUCCCAGCCAAACAGAAGAAAACAUGUCAAGUGUCAAAACGACUCUAUCACCCGUCGCAACGACAGAUACCGUGGCAGCCCUGCCCAUUACCGCCCCAACCACUACUUCAAAACCCCACUCCGCUCCCCCGAUCAUUGAACCUCCAAGCUUCCCAACAACAACCCUAUCCCCAUACCAUUGGUCCGCCCCGUCGUCAGCUCCUAUAUACCCCUGUCGGACAAUGUACCCAUCUCAAGAUACAUGCUGCCAAUGCUCCGAGAUGGCUCCGCUGCCAUACCCAACAGCAUGGCGGAGCCCAGUGUCGCCCCCGCUUGCCCGCUUAAUGCCUUACCGUCCUUCCUUUAUGCCCCAAACGAUUAUGACACCCACGCCGUACCAACCUCCUACUGUGCGGAACCUUUACACUGAUCGGAGAGCAUGAGCAGAAAAUAAACAAGGGUGAUACCCCCCCCCCCCCCUUCAGAAAAAGGAGGAAUGGAAGGACAUGUUUUUAACUUAUGUGGAUAACCAACAUAGAAAUACAGAAACAGAAAAUGCGGGAUAAACAACAAAAAAAAAAUUGGACAACGCCCAAAAGAAAAAAGUGAUGCAGAUCGUUUUUGGAUCUUGAAAGAGUAUCCAAUACUGUAUUUUCUUUAUUCUGUACAUUAUCUUGGAACUGUACAUUUUUUUUUGUUGUUGUGUGUUGUUUGUGAGAGAAACCUUAGAAAGUGUUCAACUGUUUGUAAAGAAGUUUGUGGAGGAAAAAAUACGAAAAUGUAGAUAGUGAAAAAAAGAGCAAACAGCUUGACAAAAAUGAUCAGUGGACAUUUAUACAGUAAAUACAGUUUUGAAUUUAUGAA